Saccharomyces kudriavzevii IFO 1802 is the source of this 1617-nucleotide messenger RNA. RefSeq names its product C-22 sterol desaturase (gene ERG5). Gene Ontology annotation, biological process: sterol metabolic process. Gene Ontology annotation, molecular function: oxidoreductase activity, acting on paired donors, with incorporation or reduction of molecular oxygen; monooxygenase activity; heme binding. The record is from RefSeq and is a predicted model, not a curated record. NCBI's taxonomy places the organism in Eukaryota, Fungi, Ascomycota, Saccharomycetes, Saccharomycetales, Saccharomycetaceae. The coding region runs from base 1 to 1617 and encodes 538 amino acids. The transcript has a single exon.
AUGAGUUCUAUCGCAGAGAAUAUAAUACAACAGGCCACUCACAAUUCUACAUUGCACCAAUUGGCCAAGGAUGAGUCGUCCUUAGGUGUCACCACUGCCUUCAGCAUUCUGGAAACAAUUAAGUCUAUGUCAUAUUUGAAAAUUUUUGCAACUUUAAUCUGUAUUCUUUUGGUUUGGGACCAAGUAGCAUACCAAAUAAAGAAGGGUUCCAUUGCAGGUCCAAAAUUUAAGUUCUGGCCCAUUAUUGGUCCAUUUUUGGAAUCUUUAGAUCCUAAAUUUGAAGAAUAUAAGGCCAAGUGGGCUUCCGGUCCACUUUCCUGUGUCUCCAUUUUCCAUAAAUUUGUUGUUAUCGCAUCAACUAGAGAUUUGGCAAGAAAGAUCUUGCAAUCCUCUAAAUUCGUUAAACCUUGUGUUGUCGAUGUUGCUGUGAAAAUUUUAAGGCCAUGCAAUUGGGUCUUUCUGGAUGGUAAAGCUCAUACUGAUUACAGAAAAUCAUUGAACGGUCUUUUCACUAAGCAAGCUUUGGCACAGUACUUGCCUUCAUUAGAACAAAUCAUGGAUAAAUACAUGGAUAAAUUUGUUCGUCUAUCAAAAGAGAAUAACUAUGAGCCUCAAGUCUUUUUCCAUGAAAUGAGAGAAAUUCUUUGUGCUUUAUCAUUAAAUUCUUUCUGUGGUAAUUAUAUCACUGAGGACCAAGUGAGAAAGAUUGCUGAUGAUUACUAUUUGGUCACUGCGGCAUUAGAAUUGGUUAAUUUCCCUAUCAUUAUCCCUUACAGUAAGACAUGGUACGGUAAGAAGACAGCUGACAUGGCCAUGAAGAUUUUUGAAAACUGUGCUCAAAUGGCAAAGGACCACAUUGCCGCCGGUGGUAAACCAGUUUGUGUUAUGGAUGCCUGGUGUAAAUUGAUGCAUGAUGCAAAGAAUAGUAACGACGAUGAAUCUAGAAUCUACCACAGAGAAUUCACUAAUAAGGAAAUUUCCGAAGCAGUUUUCACUUUCCUAUUCGCCUCUCAGGAUGCUUCCUCCUCUUUGGCUUGUUGGCUGUUCCAAAUUGUUGCUGAUCGUCCAGACGUUCUAGCCAAAAUUAGAGAAGAACAAUUGGCUGUCCGUAACAACGAUAUGUCUACUGAAUUGAAUCUCGAUUUGAUCGAGAAAAUGAAAUACACUAACAUGGUCAUCAAGGAAACUCUACGUUACAGACCCCCUGUCCUAAUGGUUCCAUAUGUCGUUAAGAAAAACUUCCCAGUCUCUCCUAGCUAUACCGCCCCAAAGGGCGCUAUGUUGAUUCCAACCUUAUAUCCGGCUUUGCAUGACCCUGAAGUUUACGAAAAUCCUGAUGACUUCAUCCCUGAAAGAUGGGUAGAGGGUUCAAAGGCCACUGAAGCAAAAAAAAACUGGUUAGUUUUCGGUUGUGGCCCACAUGUUUGCCUAGGUCAAACAUAUGUCAUGAUCACCUUCGCUGCUUUGUUGGGUAAAUUUGCUCUGUACACCGAUUUCCAUCAUAAGGUCACUCCAUUAAGUGAAAAAAUCAAGGUUUUCGCCACCAUUUUUCCAAAAGACGACUUAUUAUUGACUUUCAAAAAGAGGGAUCCAAUUACUGGAGAAGUCUUUGAAUAA